CUUGAAAAAAAGAGAAAGAGAAAAAAAGACUCAGAGGCUUGUUAUGGUGCUGGCGUUAAAGAAACCCGGAUUUUCCCACCCUCAUUUACCAGUUUGACCAGUAACUCUGGAAAGAGCACACACGAGUUCUGGACCAGUUUUUACCCUUGUGGUCCCUGAUGGCUUCGCACAGUGAUACUCUGGUGGUGUUCUUUGGGGCAACAGCUGGUGCAAAUGGGGGUAAACUGGGUUCGGAUGAGAGGGAAAUAAUUCUCUUGGUGUGGCAAAUUGUGGAUCUACAUGAAAAAAAGGUGGGGAAACUUCAUAGGUGUCUUGUAAAGCCAGACAGUUUGGAAUUGACAGACCAAUGUAAGGAGGAGACGGGACUGACUUGGGAGGAACUCUGCAAGGCCGAACCUCUGGACGGCGCCUUGCAACAGUUCCAGCAGUCUGUCUCCAGUGAGCUCAAGGCCCUGGGGAGAAGCUCCUACACGCUCUGUGUGGACGGGCCUCUGAUCGUUAGGCAGGCAUUUCACCCCGAAGCCUCCAAAAAGAACCUGCUUCUUCCAGACUGUUUUUAUUCUUUUGUGGACCUGAAGAAAGAGUUUCAGAAAUGCUGUCCGAACGACGGCCCAGCGAAGGACCUGACCCUGUCCUCCAUGUUGGAGUACGUGGGUAUCCCUGCGCUGGUGGAGCAGGUGGUGGGGGUGCAGGAGGUGAGGAGCAUGGUUCUGCUGAUUCUGUGCCUCCUGUCUGAACCCUACAAUCACAAAUUCACCUGCUAUGAAACGGUGAAGUACAAAUUUGAAUCGGGAGCAUGCAGUAAGACCGAGGCGGUGGACAGCGAGACGGUCAUCCGAGCCAGAGGACUUCCAUGGCAGUCAUCUGACCAAGACAUAGCCCGCUUCUUCAAGGGCAUCAACAUUGCCAAGGGUGGUGUGGCCCUGUGCCUGAAUGCUCAGGGCAGGAGGAACGGAGAGGCUCUGGUGCGCUUCGUUAGCCCUGAGCACAGAGACCUGGCUCUGGAGCGCCACAAACACCACAUGGGGAGCCGCUACAUCGAAGUCUACAAGGCGACUGGAGAAGAAUUCUUGAAGAUAGCAGGAGGCACUUCCAAUGAAGUGGCCCAGUUCCUGUCCAAGGAGAACCAGGUGAUCAUCCGCAUGCGCGGGCUGCCCUUCACGGCCACCCCCGAGAACGUGCUGGGCUUCCUGGGGCCGGAGAGCCCUGUGACCGACGGCAGCGAGGGGCUGCUCUUCGUCAAGUACCCCGACGGGCGCCCCACCGGAGACGCCUUCGUGCUCUUCGCCUGCGAGGAGUACGCCCAGAACGCCCUGAAGAAGCACAAGCACAUCCUGGGCAAGAGAUAUAUCGAGCUGUUCCGCAGCACUGCUGCAGAGGUCCAGCAGGUUCUGAACCGCUACAUGUCCACCCCUCUGAUCUCCACGCUGCCCCCGCCCCCCAUAGUGUCCAUGCCCGUGCUGGCCACCCCACCCUUCCUCACCUCCAGCAGCUGCCGGGACUGCGUGAGGCUGAGGGGGCUCCCUUACACCGCUGCCAUAGAGGACAUCCUGGAGUUCAUGGGUGAACACGCCAUCGACAUCAAGCCCCACGGCGUCCAUAUGGUGCUCAACCAGCAGGGCCGCCCCUCCGGAGACGCCUUCAUCCAGAUGAAGUCCUCGGACCGGGCAUUCAUGCUGGCUCAAAAGUGCCACAAGAAGAUGAUGAAGGACCGCUAUGUGGAGGUGUUCCAGUGUUCGGCAGAGGAGAUGAGCUUCGUGCUAAUGGGGGGCACGCUCAACCGCAGUGGCCUGUCUCCCCCACCCUGCAAGCUGCCAUGCCUGUCUCCCCCAGCCUACGCUGCAUACCCUGCUUCUGCCGCCUUGCUGCCCGCGGAGGCAGCCCUGUACCAGCCCCCCCUGCUGGCCACACCGCGUGCCCCCCAGCCCCCGACCCACAGCGCUGCCCCUGCCCUGGCCUUCUACCCACCCCAGUCCCACGCCCAGCUCUACAUGAACAUGAACAUGAACUACACCGCCUAUUACCCCAGCCCCCCUGUCUCCCCCUCCACGGUGAGCUACUUUGCGGCGCCCCCUGGUGCCAUGACGGCCGCAGUGGCGGCCCCGCCCGCCCCUCCCAUGCUGCCCCAGCACGGAGCCCUGGUCAGGAUGCAGGGCCUGCCCUACAACACCGGCGUCAAGGACAUCCUCAGCUUCUUCCAGGGCUACCAGGUCCUGCCAGACGCCGUCCUCCUGUUGUACAACUUCAGCGGCCAGUGCAGCGGCGAGGCCCUGGUGACCUUCCCCAGCGAGGAGGCCGCGCGGCGGGCUGUGGCCGAGCGAUCCAACCACCCCCUCUCCGGACACCCCAUCCACCUGGCCUGCUGCAGCUGACCGAGGCCCCGGGACCGCUCCGCGCGGUGGGCCCCACACCACGUCCGCUGGGUUAAUGACACCUCCUCCAAAACACUUACCCCCCCCCCAUGCACUACCAUUCUCCCUGGAGUUACUGUUCCAUACGUACGGUUUUCCUGAACGCAGUUCAUCUCCAGACCUUCAGGUCGCUCACAUCCAGCUAGCAUUUAGACAAUUAAUUUAAUGAUGUAUGAACAACCGCAACAUUGAACUACCUGUCAGAUUUCAGGGGAAGGCAAAAGCACUGUUGAUCGUUGGCAAGCGCAGAUUAAAUCCAGUUUAUACCUAAAUGUGCAGUGAUUGACACUAGUCGCAUGAAGAUGUCCAGUUGCUUGGUGCAGGGAAGUUAUCUACAAGGAGUUACAGGGUAUGAUGCCAUCAUGCAGAAUGUGCAUUAACUCAACUGCAAGUCCUUAACUUGAGUUCAAAACUUGUGUGCUCUCCUACUGAAUCAAAAUCUACAGCGUGCCUCAAAUGUGCCUCAUCUGUCAAGCUUUUCAUUUGUUUAACAUUGUUUUUUGUUUCUUUCCUUAAGAAUAAGAAUGGAUAGUUUAGGUUUUAAAGAGUUUACUUUAUGAUCUUAUCUGCAUGCACAUCGUUUACACAGAAUUUAUUGUAAAAAGGCUUUUUUUUUCUUUUUUGUUAUUCCCAAAUGAUUGUGCUGUCACGAGCACUCUAGAUUGUCCCUCAUUUGUGUGCAAACGCUGAAUGAUGUUUGUUCCGUGCGUUCCUGGGGCGAACAGACUGCCGAGAGCAGGACGAUGUUUGAUUUCGUAUCGCUGUGCCUUUAUUACCGAGUGCAAUUUCAGCAGAACAAAGCGCGUGCUCCUCUCCGGAGGUCGAAAGGAGGAUUUUUUUUUUCUUUUAAACAAGUUUGAAACUUGUAUAAAAUUCAGAAAUACUGUAUGUGUUGUAUGUAAGCAAUAAAUGAAAAUGAAUGUGACUAA
Molecule: messenger RNA, 3340 nt
Organism: Conger conger (European conger)
Lineage: Eukaryota; Metazoa; Chordata; Actinopteri; Anguilliformes; Congridae
Product: epithelial splicing regulatory protein 2
Exons: 16
Coding region: 159-2372 (737 amino acids)
Biological process (GO): regulation of RNA splicing
Cellular component (GO): nucleoplasm; ribonucleoprotein complex
Molecular function (GO): mRNA binding
Source: RefSeq, a predicted model, not a curated record